CGGCUGCCUUGUUGAAGGAAGUAAAGUCUGUCAAACAUGAGUUUCCACUACGGCCAGGGCUAUCCAGUGGGAGGCCACCCCCCACCAGGUGUUCAAUACCGGGGCGGCGGGGGUCCCUAUGGGCCCUCAGCUCCACACGGAGGUCCAACACAUCCACAAGGAAAUCCUUAUGGUGCUUAUGGAGCUCCUGGUCAAGGAGGGCACUAUGGGCAUGGAGCAGGGGUUGCCCCAGGCGGGCAUUAUGCGGGUUACGGGGCACAACCUCACGGGGGACAGUAUGGACACCAUGCUCCUGCAGGUAACAUCCCUCCUGGUGUUAACCCAGAGGCGUACCAGUGGUUCCACACUGUCGACACAGACCGCAGCGGCUUUAUCAACCUCAAGGAGCUGAAGCAGGCACUUGUCAACUCCAACUGGUCUGCUUUUAAUGACGAGACCUGUCUCAUGAUGAUCAACAUGUUUGACAAGACGCGGUCGGGGCGAAUGGACUUGUUUGGCUUCUCGGCGCUGUGGGACUUCAUGCAGCGGUGGAGAGCGCUCUUCCAGCAAUAUGACAGAGACCGCUCAGGCACCAUCAGUGGCUCAGAGCUGCACCAAGCCCUCGCUCAGAUGGGCUACAACUUGAGUCCCCAGUUUUCUGAGACGCUGGUGCAGCGUUUCAGCAUGCGAGGCACGCGACCCGGCGUCCAGCUGGACCGCUUCAUCCAGGUGUGCACCCAGCUGCAGAGCAUGACGCAGGCCUUCAGGGAGAAAGACACCACCAUGACGGGCAACAUCCGCCUCAACUACGAGGACUUCCUCUGCGGGGCCGUCACCAGGCUCAUGUGAUCAAUCCCUCUGCACUGUGGAGUCACAGCAAUCAUUCCAUGUCCAGGUCAUAUCUUCAAUGCUCGACCAUAAGCGGCCCUACCUGUUGGUACCAGUGGCGGUUCUAGACUACACUAUACAAAAUAACUAAAACAGACACAAAAAAAGAAACAUAAAUGACACCAAUGACAAAAAAAGACACAAAAUGACCAAAAAAGACACAAAAUAACUAAAAAUGACACAACAACAGACACAAAAUUACAAAAAAAAGACACAAAUGUCCAAAAAAGACACAAAAUGACUUACAAAGACCUGUAAAGACAUGAAAAGGAUUCAAAAAUGGACAAAAUAGCCCCAUAAGACUCCAUAGAGUUAAACUAUUAUACAAUGUAACAUUCUGGGUUUCUUUUGUGUACAAUGAGAUAUUGUUUGAACAAAAAAAAGGUUAGAAUUGUUCCAUUGUUCAUUGUUAUAAAUUGAUCAUUUUAUUAUUAAUUUGAUUUGGGUAGAACCGCCACUGGUUGGUACCCAGUAUAUCCACCAGAGUAUAUUAUUAUUCCAUGCCGUGUUGCUGUAAAAACAUAAAGCCUUACAUCAUGCACUUGAAGUUCAGUGGCUAUAAUAAAGGUAGCUAACGCCUUUUAAAGAAGAGCUUAUCUUUCACCAGCAGGUGACAAUGAAAGUGAUUUAGAAGGUGACUGAUGCUAUAAAACAGUCAAUAUCUUACCAUAUAUGCCUUAGUGACAGUUAGAAAGUUCCUUUGUUUACUUGAGCUAUAGUUUACACGUUUCAUUCACCCAAUAUCCCUCCUCCCUCUGAAGCAGCGCCUCGCCUUGACGAGGUAUCAGAUUAUAUUAA
This is a messenger RNA of Centropristis striata (black sea bass), 1665 nucleotides long. It is a transcript of the gene pef1, whose product is annotated as penta-EF-hand domain containing 1. NCBI's taxonomy places the organism in Eukaryota, Metazoa, Chordata, Actinopteri, Perciformes, Serranidae. The transcript has 5 exons. The coding region runs from base 37 to 828 and encodes 263 amino acids. Gene Ontology annotation, molecular function: calcium ion binding. Gene Ontology annotation, biological process: COPII vesicle coat assembly. The record is from RefSeq and is a predicted model, not a curated record.